Messenger RNA from Parnassius mnemosyne (clouded apollo), 1628 nucleotides. Lineage: Eukaryota; Metazoa; Arthropoda; Insecta; Lepidoptera; Papilionidae. The record is from the annotation of a GenBank genome assembly.
GACGCGCCCUCUUCUAUAAACGUCGGGAAACUUAUUCGCGGAAGGUUUUCUCUUCUCCAUGUACUAACCGGAAUAUUUUUACAAUUUAGGUUACCGGCGUUUCCUUCAUUAAUUUUGUAUCUUUUAUUGAAAAUAGUGAACACUGAAGAACAUUAAAUGAUAAAAAGGCAGUCUCUUGCCUGAAAAAGACAAGACUAAAAAUAGAUCACUGUCCGACAUACUUGUUGGGAAAUCGAAUGAGAGCUUUCCAUUCAUAAAAUACAUUCAUUUGGUGUUCAGCUGUGGUGGUACAUACGUCGGGAGAGACUAUAUUAUAAAGUUUUCAGUGAAUGAACUGCUCCUUGAAGAAUUAGAGACAUUUGUGAACAUUGAUCGAUAACAGCUUCGCUUGAAUUUUCGACAACACACAGCGCAACAAGACUAUCGGAAAAAAUGGCGACGACAGAGGGCGGACUGGCGCCAGGUAGCGAUGAUAUGCCAGUGGGCGGGCCAAAGACACCCCAGCAAAUCGCCGCCCAGCGUCGCCUUCAGCAAACACAAGCGCAGGUCGAUGAGGUGGUCGAUAUUAUGAAAACAAAUGUCGAGAAGGUACUGGAGCGAGAUCAGAAGCUUUCGGAAUUAGAUGACCGAGCAGACGCACUUCAGCAGGGCGCUUCACAGUUCGAACAGCAAGCUGGAAAACUGAAAAGCAAAUUUUGGUUGCAAAAUUUAAAGAUGAUGAUUAUCGCUGCUGUAAUUGGAAUCAUCAUUUUGGCUCUUAUCAUCGGUCUGUAAACACCCAAGGACUGUUGCCGCGUUCCAGCCUACACCGACAUCUAUAAUGGGUCCGGCGAAAUAUCUUUUUAUUAGAAUUUAGUAUCUAUUAUUCAACUGUUAUAAAAUAACAAAUACUAUGGUUUUGAAUACUUGUGUCUAUAUUUUAAUAAUAUCAUUUAAAUACGUAUAUUUAUCACCACGCAUAUUGUCUGUAACAAACUCACACGUCCUAUGACCUUUUUUGUCACACUCAUCAAAACUGAAAAAACUUUAUAGAGUAUUUUUAGAUGAUCUUUCUUUGUUUAAAAGUUUACCUUUAAAAUCAAAAUCCUACUUGAAUACUUCUUAGUCAUAGUUAAGGCUUAUCAAUUUAUACCAUAUCGCAAAGAAAUUCUUUGUUAUACAUAAUUAAAGAUAUAUUACUUAUUUAUUUUUUCAGUGUUUAGAUAGAAAUUUAUUGCGAUAUUUUAAUUCGAAUAAUGCAUAUAGCAGCUUUAUUUUUUUUACUAUGAAUUUCAUAUUCCUUACGAAGUUCUACUAAAAGAAACGUUAAAAUAUCAAUGUUAGUGUUAUAUUAUAUUCUCCCUGUCAGUAUGCUUUGUAUUUUGUGUGUUACUAUAUGCCUUGGUUUUUCUAAAUAAAAUUGAUAUUUCUAUAACCAUAAGCAUUAUUAAUUUCGCAUACGUAUGUACGUAUAGCUUUAUUGAAAAAUUCUGUGCAAAAGUAAUUAAUGUAGCGGCCAGAAAACUUCUCUGAAUUCAAAACGGAAAACGCUUUAAAAAUCUAAAGAACGCUUGGUUCUAGAGCGCGAUAGAAGAAAUACAUUUCAAUGUACAUAAAUUAGUCAAGAAAAGAGAGUAUAAAGAAAAGUC